Molecule: messenger RNA, 645 nt
Organism: Zymoseptoria tritici IPO323
Lineage: Eukaryota; Fungi; Ascomycota; Dothideomycetes; Mycosphaerellales; Mycosphaerellaceae
Exons: 1
Coding region: 1-645 (214 amino acids)
Source: RefSeq, a predicted model, not a curated record
AUGAAGCCAUCCGACACUCUCCUCUGGCUCGCCUCCCUGGCCAACGCCCAGAACUACAACAACUUCAAAACCAAACCCUCCGACCUCAUCAACACCCAAUGCCGCGACAGCGACAAGCUCCCCACGCUCACCUACGGCUCCAAAGACAUCGUCUUCACCAUCUGCACGGAAAAGUACAUCAAAGGCACCGUCCUCGAAGUCCACAACGCCAUCGUCGACUUCGCCUCCUACCCGAAAUGGAAUACCUUUGUCAUCGACGUGGAAGCCCGCUCCGGCUCCAGCCUUACUCCAUCCCCACCACCUGUCGGCACGAAGAUGACUUUCACUACGACUGGCCUCAUCCCGAAGGUGAACACCAAGAGCUUGGAAGAAAUCUCCUACGUCAACCCGGACGUGGACGGCCAUAGCGCGACGAGAGGAACGUACGCCAUGAGCGCGUGGAAGGGGGACAUGACGAAAUUGGCGCCGCUGGAACAUGUCAAUGUGGUGAUGAAUGUCGGGUACGGGUAUACGAGAUAUGUGAGCUAUGAGUCGUAUUAUCCGGGCGUGACCGCGGCGGCGAUUGCGUUGAAGGGGAAACUGCAGAAGCAGUUUGAUCAGCAGGGAGAGGAUUUGAAGAAGUAUGUUGAGGGUGGGUCGAAGUGA